Prorocentrum cordatum is the source of this 287-nucleotide messenger RNA. Lineage: Eukaryota; Dinophyceae; Prorocentrales; Prorocentraceae. The record is from the annotation of a GenBank genome assembly.
AGGCCACCGUGUUGGAGCAGCGCAAGCUGGUCCAGGGAGAGGUCAGGCGAUUGGGCGACCAGUUCGUCACCACCACGGCGGAGAAGCAGGAGCUGGGUGAGAAGAAGGUGGAGAUGGAGAACACCGUCGCCGAGCUGACGGCGAAGGAGACCAUGCUCUCGAACCAGCUGUCCGCCAGCAAGAAGAAGGCGUCCGAGCUGAGCAAGGUCGACAUGGAGACGAAGAAGGAGAAGGACGCCGCGCCCCCCCUGCUGAUUGGUCGCGUCUACGCGGUCGUUCCGACCGCG